This is a messenger RNA of Purpureocillium takamizusanense, 963 nucleotides long. RefSeq lists its product as uncharacterized. The record is from RefSeq and is a predicted model, not a curated record. The transcript has a single exon. Lineage: Eukaryota; Fungi; Ascomycota; Sordariomycetes; Hypocreales; Ophiocordycipitaceae. Bases 1 to 963 code for a protein of 320 amino acids.
AUGGCACCACCCUUUGCUGUUGAACACUAUCCGCGUGGCUUUACCGCGAACCCGACCUUCGAUCUCUCUCGGCCAAGCCAGGACACGGCAGGAGCCAUCGCCUUCAUCACCAUCGCGAGCGCGAUAUUCCUCUUCAUCCUCGUCACCUACAUCCACCAGAAAUGCCGUCGUGGCACGAGGCGCGCCCCCUGCGGCUUCAGCGCUUGGCUCUCGCGAGGGUGGGAUAAGCUACGCGGACGUGGACGCACCGCCGCGAGCCGUCGGGACCCUGAACAUGCCGUCCCUUACGGCGGCCGCUCGAGUCGGCGGCGGCGCCCCGACGGCCACGCCCGACACCAGGCCCAGGAGCAUGAGAUGACAUACACGACCUCCACGCCGCGUCCUGGACAUGCCCGGCAGCAGUGGGAGCACCAGGCGACGAUGCGCGCGGCGCAGAUGCACGCCGCCUACAUGCCGUUCACGCCCUUCCUCGACGCCGGCCCGGCACACGCGUCGUCCAUGUACAGCGAGAUCCCCCGGUACGAGGACCUGCUCUCCGAGGAGGCACCGCAACUGCCCCCGCCCGCGUACGGCAGCUGGGUCCGGCCGUUGCCUCAUUGCGCGCUCGCGCCGCCAGGAGCAUCCUUCUCCACCGCCUCCUCCUCCUCCUCCUAUGGUCAUAACGGGGGAACCUGGCAGUGGUGGCGAAGCAACUACCGCAGGCCCGAGGUCGUCCUCCCAAUCCCCAACUCUCACUACUCGGCCAUGGCGCUCGCCAGCGGCCUGCCGCCAUCCUCCCAGUCGGCGACGAGGCUCUCGCUCGUGGACAGCGACGAUCGGUGGCGCCAGUGGAGGGCGCGGCACACCGAAAGGGCGCGCCGUCGGGAUGCCGAGCGGGUGGCGGCGUACAGACGCAGACUGUUGGGCGCGGCGGCGGACGGCGAGAAUGACAGGUAUCGCGCCGCCGCCAUCAUGUUCUACUGA